This is a messenger RNA of Ixodes scapularis (black-legged tick), 2118 nucleotides long. RefSeq lists its product as uncharacterized. The coding region runs from base 1103 to 2071 and encodes 322 amino acids. The transcript has a single exon. Gene Ontology annotation, molecular function: protein dimerization activity. NCBI's taxonomy places the organism in Eukaryota, Metazoa, Arthropoda, Arachnida, Ixodida, Ixodidae. The record is from RefSeq and is a predicted model, not a curated record.
GAGUAUGGCUUGAUGUAGCUGAGUUACAUAUCAACGUCUGUGCAUAUCAAAGCAAUCAAUCUGACAAGAUGCUUGCAACCUACCACUGCUUAAACACCGGUGGCAGUCGGUUCAUCGAACGACGUUUCAUCGACACGCGAUGUUUCAUCGACAGCUCAGAUUAGCGUUUUUUCUGUAAUAAGCUGCAGGAGAUUGUCGCCGCGAAGCGGCGUGUACGGUUCGGUCAGGUUGGUUAACAAUUUAACAUUUUGGUAAUGAGCCGCUCUAGACUGGCGCAGGCGGGGGUGGGGUUAACGCGCGCCCGUGAUGCACGCGUGACGAAAUGUUCCGGCCUACAGCGUGCGAUUCGCGUAACGAGUGUCGACAAAGCAUGUGUCCAUGAAAAGUUCACGAAACGAGUUUCGAUGAAAUGAUAGGGACCCUCGUUGCACCUCGGCAGUCUGAAGAGAUGAAUGAAUGGAAUAUCUCAGAACAUGAUGAAAAACGUCUACGAAAGGAUAAUUAGGAUAGGGCCAGCUUGAACUUGGGAGACGAAAUAACGUGAAAAACAAAGAUAUCAGAAAGAGAUAGAGAUACUGCUGGUAGACCAACACUGUCUACCAAAGAUUGGACGUGAAAAACAAAGGACGAGUCGAAUGUACAUACUUGCUUGCCGAUGGCAAGCAAGUACGGCAAUGACCUUGCAGAUAUUCGUGAUUCCUUCGUGAUGAUUAACGUGAUCAAUGAAAUGUGAGCGGCUGGUGAACGGGUGAAAUAUGAAAAGUACGAGCAGUACGAGUACAAGGUACGCGACAGAUGGCGCAACGUGUGAGACGUGUUUAUGUUUUUUCAUUCGAAGAUAACAAGGCACCUCAAUUAAGAAGAACAUGUAUUCAUUUUUAUUUUAUAAAACGAAAUACACUCUAACUUAGCGUUCGAACGGCACUUUUUAUCAGGUAUAUUCCAUCACACUUUCAUUGUUGUUGUUUUGUUUUUCGUUACUUCAGUAACAUAUAGCAGCUUAGCAGACGAUCACGCGCAACGGGUAACGACACUCGAAUUCAAAUAACGACGACUUCUCGCGCAAACCGUUUUCAACUGCACGGAUUUAAAGGCUCUGGGAAUGAGUUUUAGAGGAAGGCAUCUUGACAGGAUCGGCCUCCCCGGUUACUCUCACCGACGUCGCAACAGCAGACAGCCGACGGAAGCCAGCGACGACGGACAACGCCGCCGAACCGCCGACGCGCGCUGGCGCUCCGAGAUGGCCAGCUGUUUCGAAGCUCUCCGGCCUCUCAUUCCUCCACCGGCUCAAUUCCACCGACGUCGCGGAGGCCGCAGCGCCCUACUCAGGGCUGCCACCGAGCACCUCCUAUACCUCGAAGGCGUGCUAUCCGAUCUCCUUAAAGACGGAAACCACAGUAGCGACAGCAGUCGACUGCCACGAACGAUCGAAGAGUUUCGUGACGAGUUUCUCAACUCCACAAACCUGCUACCGCCGGCGCGUCGACGAAGGAGAUGCCGAAGACGCAGCGAGCGCUCGGAAGAGGUGGUCCUCUCCUUAGAAGACCUCGUACCCGAAGAUCCCCCAACGACGUUUACUGGCGUCAGGGGACCGAACGUCAUCGUACGCGCCGCCAACGUCGCCCGAGCUCCACUGGGCGACAUCACCAACGCUCCGAGAGGCUCCCGCCGUUGCGGGGAUGUUGGUUCGUCGGACAGAUUUGGAGGAGCGAGCUCCACUUCGUCCCGUCGCGUGGAUAAUUUGGACAGUUUUUACGAAGACGGGGUUGUGCUGUCGCUGCCUCCUUGGAACGUCGCCCCUCAGGUCGUGCCCGGCAGUUUUGGAGACGACGAUUAUUCUUCGUCGGAAUACGAGCUGCUGGAAGCGCUUCAGGUCGUUCCGUCGGCUGACGCCGAAUCGGCCGUGAUUAUUCAGGAUCCCAUGCUGGGGACAGCGCAGUCGCCGGGCUCUGACAGUCCCAAGAAAUCGCCACCGCUGUACGAUGCCCAGUUACCCGAACAGUGGAUCCUCGGUUCGGAGGUGGACUGGAUCGUCGAUCAGAGAAUAUCCCAGUCGAGCCAAGAAUUUUGAAAUCCGGUCAUCGACGCGAAUUCAUCUACUAAUCAAAUAGUUUUUUU